GCUCCGGUUCUGUUGGAGAAGUUCAUCCAGUGAGAACAAAAUGCAUUUUUGACAUGCUAUAUUCAGAAGUAAAAUCUCUUUCCUCUAAAGAGAUAAAAAUGUAAUAUACAACUUAAAAUGUAUAAAGCUAUAAAUACGCUUAAAAGAUAUUCAUGCAAUAGACAAAGAAUUUCAAUUCACAAAAUACAUUAUUUAUGCUGAACUAAUCAAAUGAGAUUAUUUUUUUAAUCUCUAACUAAUUACUUAACUACAUCUCAUUUACAUACUGUGAUGUUCGCAGCAUUUAUAAAAGACGAGGUUAACAGAAGCAGACGCAGGAAAUACAUAAUAAGAAAAGAAAGCUUUAGUGGUUCAUUCUUACUAAUAAGUCAUCAUGGAGGACGAUAUCGAAGAUGAAGAUGAAAUGAUCGAGUUAUUGGUUGCUCCAUUUUAUUAUACAGAUAACGGCACGUCAAAAUGGCGAAAGAAAGACAGUAUCGCUGGUUUGAUUGAUACCUGCCGCCAUCGAAUAAAGAGUGAGACAAUAAAGGAACACGACUUUUGUAAAAAGAUAUGUACAAAAUACGUGCCUGAUCCAGAUAACCAUGGAAAGUGCGAAUGUGGAAGAGAAAGACAUAAAUCCUGUAUUGAUGGCAUAUGGAAAGAGCAUCUCGGAUCAGAUUGGGAGCCAAGACAUCACUUGAUUGAAGAAGUGACAAAUGCAUAUGGAUCUCUUACAUUUUAUGGAGCCGACAGAAAUACAAAUUCAAGGUAUAUUAGGAUCUCAGAUGAUUCAAGCACAGAAAAUGUUGUUGAUUUUAUGAUCAAUCGUUGGAAAUUUGGAGAUGCAACUCAACUACUUAUCUCAGUUAUUGGUUCUGCAAAUGGUUAUGUUAAAAAUGAAGCAUUUGAAACUUUAUUUAAAAGAGGGUUGCGUAAGAUAGCCGUUAGUACACAUGCAUGGGUUAUUACAGGUGGAACUAAUGUUGGGGUGAUGAAACUCGUUGGAGAAGCCUUAAGAGAUGUGUCACAAUUAGACAGUACUUGUACAAAGUACAAUCGCGUUUCUAGAGUGAUGUGUAUCGGUAUUGCACCAUGGGGUGUUAUUCCAAAUCGACAACAAUUGACAUGUAAAAACAAGAGUCCAAGAAAGUUAAAGUUAAAUGCAAAAUUUCAAAGGACUAACUUUCUCGACCAUAACCAUACACAUUUUCUUUUGGUUGAUAAUGGAUCUAUUGGUGAUUUCAAUGCAGAAGUUGAUUUCAGAAACGAUCUUGAAAAUUUUAUUAUGGGGAACAUCAGAGAAAGAGUGUUGUCAAACCGUGAUGUUGUAAGCAAUGUUCAAGACCACAGCAAAGCAGGUGCAGCAAAAAAGAUCGCUGCUGUAAAACUUGUGAUUGGUGGUGGACCUAACACAAUUGGACAUGUUUAUCAGACCAUUAUGAAUGAAAUACCUGUUAUUGUUUUCAAAGAGACCUCUCAAGCAGCUGCUCUAUUCGCGUAUGCAUUUGAGUUGCCACCUCUCGAAGUUUGUAACCUUGCUGAAAUAGAAGAGCAUCAAAAACUCAUUGAUAUGAUUGGGCUGGAAUAUCCUGACUUGACCAGAAGGCAGAAAGCCAAGUAUUACAAUAAGAUAAUGAAAUGCAUGAAACAAAAGAAAUAUAUAUCUGUUUUUAGUCUUAAUAAUGAAUCUGGAGAGACUAUGGACAGUGCUAUAUUAAAUGCUUUUUUAAAAACUUGUGAAGUUGAAAACCAACAAUAUGUGACUUUCGAACAAAUGAUGUUUGCAAUUAAAUGGAACAGAGCUGAUUUUGUUGAGAUGCGUUUGGAAAAACUUAACCUAAGCGGAGAUGAUGGAAAAGAUAUGAUUCGUGAGUUGUUAAUACAAGCUAUCAUACGAAACAAACCAGCAGUUGUUCAGGUUUUAUUGGAUGACUUAUUAGAGUUGACUGACAGAAGUCAAAUCCUUACAGAUGAUGAUUUUGUUCGAAUGUACCAAAAGAGGUGCAACAAGAAAUCUUUAAGCGUUCUGCACUUAGUUAUAAAAGACGUGAAAAACAAGGGUAAUAUUCAAGAAGAGAUAAUGGAUGCUUUGACGAACUUUGGUGAUAUUUGUGAAAAGAACUUUUCAGGCGAUCCUAUGAAGCAUUUGUUUUUGUUUGCUGUUCUGUGUAAUAUGAAAGAAAUGGCGAUGCUUUUUCUACAUUAUGGCGAGCAAAUAUUAAUUGAAGUCCUGCUGGCAUGUAAAAUGUAUCGGAGGAUGAUAGAUUUCUACAAAGAUAACACAGAAUCUCAAAAGAGGGAAUUUUUAGACAGCUUAAACUUAAAACAAUCUCGUUUUAACGAGCUAGCAACGCAUUUGGUAACAAGGUGUACACUGAGACAAGAAUUACUAACUGGAAGAUUGUUAAGACAGUCAGCUCUAGAUUAUGGUUCAAAAACUUGUUUAUGUUUGGCUGCAUCUUCAGAACACGUUGAAUUUAUUGCUCACGAGACUUGCCAAUUGAUUUUGAAUGAUGUUAUAUGGCAUGGAAGAUUAAAGUUUACUGGAAAUACACCCAUUCUACAUGCCCUUCAGGUGACGGUAUGUUUGUUCCCUCCUCUGUUUCUGAUGCUAGAUUACAAAACAAGAGACAUGGAACAAGCUGAAGGAAAAACCAAGACCGAGCUCUUAACCAAUAAGCUUAUUACAAAGAACAGUGUGAGCAAAAGAACUGACGAGGGCAAUAAAAGGGUCAGAAUAAUGCAGUGUUUGAAAGCGUCCUUCUAUAAAGCUAAAUAUUUUUACAAUGCUCCUAUUGCAAAGUGUGCUUCAAACGUCGUCUCUUACUGUGUAUUUCUGGCUAUCUUUGCAUACUACAUCACUCACACAAUUACUAAAACUAUCAAACUUGCAGAAAUUUUGUUACUGGUGUAUUGGUGUGCCUUGCUAUUAGAGGAAAUUCGACAGGUAAUUCAAGCUCCCAUUGGCAGGAAAAUGUCUCAAAAAAUACAUCAAUACAGAACCUCCAAGUGGAAUAUCUUAGAUGCAACUGCACUCCUCCUGUUUCUAAUUGCUUUUUCAUUCCGACUUCAUGAUGACACGUUGAUAGAGGCACGAGUAUUGUUUGCUAUCGACAUCUUUUUAUGGAUUAUAAGAUUAUUACAUGUAUUUUCCAUCAGUAAACAGCUUGGACCAUAUCUUGUGAUGAUCAACAGAAUGACUGUCGAUCUUGUUUACUUCGUUUUUGUGCUGGCCAUCUUUCUUUUCGCGUAUGGCAUAUCAAGAUUUGCUAUUAUAUCGCCAUACAACGAUUCAACCAUGGAGGCAAUUAAAACAGUUUUGGCUGUACCCUACAAACAAAUGUAUGCUGAUUCUCUUGAUGAUGCUACAAUACAAGCUCCAGAAAAUUUAACUGUAUUUUCAUUUAACUACACUGGCACUGUUCAACCAGCUUUGAAAGUUUCAAUGGCAGGAUAUACACUGCUUGCUGCAGUUCUGUUGAUCAAUCUACUUAUUGCUCGUUUUAGUGCGAUUUAUGAGAGAGUGCAGUUUAAAGCUGAGAAGAUAUGGAAAUAUAAUCUUUACUAUUUGAUUGAAGAAUAUCAGAACAAAUCACCAAUUCCCAUGCCUUUUUCUAUCAUCCCAAAUAUUUACGUCAUAUGUAGAAGAUUGUUUGGAUGUUGCAGAGUUCCUGAAGACCAAUACAUUCUUUCAGUUGACGAUAAAAACGAAUUAGAAGGUUUUGAAAGAGAGAGUCUUAUCCAUUGUCUCGCUAACACCAGUCCAGAUCAUAUCUGUCGCAAAGAAGAUCAAGCAAUAAGUAAGAAGCAUGAAUAUGCCAAUCAGGACGAUGAUGAAGAAAAUGGCAGACCUAUAACAUUUGCAAAUGAUAAUUCCACCAAGAAUGAUCGAAUUGGAUCAACGUGUUAUAAACCUCCAAGUUUAUCAUCUGUCAAAACCAUAUUAUAUUAUCCUUUAACAGCCAAGAAAAGAUUUGUUGUCCCUAAAGAGUACCUGUCAUGGGAGACAGAAUAUCCAGAGUACGAACCAAAACAAGUUCCAUCGUUUUUUGAUGCACCGGAUGCGGAUCAGACUGCAUACAGAAAUCCGAACGGUAGAACGGGAUUCGUCGGCAAUGGUUUAUUACCGACCUACGGUGAGAAUACAGUGGUUGAAGCUAUCAUUACAAGAUGGAAACAUGGUUUGAUGGGAAUUGAAGAAGGUGAAAGUGGUUCAAACAUGCUUCAAGUCCUUGUUGUUUGUAAUAAUAAGCUCUCUAAGAUAACUAUCCCUUCGGGUCCUCAGGCGACGUGGAUUAGCUCCUCUGGAAUUCCCAGUUGUAUUCCACUGGUGUUGUAUAAACUGUUCCAAAGUACAAGUUUAAAUGAUCCGGGUCUGUGGUUGAGUAAAAAACGAAAAGCUGCAUAUACAAAUAACAUUGACGACAUGAUCGAUGCUGGAAAAGAGAUCUUCUCUGGUUACGUGGACGAUCCACGUAAUACGGACAACGCAUGGAUUGGUAGUUACGUAGCAACGUAUCAUGAUGACAUUGGUGAAAACGUCUCUAAGUACCUACAAAGCGAAAAUGCCAAAGAGUUGAAUCUUGUUUGGUUUGAUGUGUCGAAAAACAUGAUGUUGCCAAAGAGACAGUUGGGUUACUUGAGAGACAUAGCUGCAAAAUAUGACGCACAUUUUUAAAGGAAUUCGAUGUUUCAGUAUUUGCAAAAUUAUAUGUGUUACGGUAACUGAACAGUUUUGUGCCUUGUCAAAUCUUAGCAAACUGAGGAGUUUAUAAAAUCAGAAUGAUUUUGACCUGGGUUUGUCUAUUUUUUGUCAAAGCUGUUUGAUAGAAUUAAAGUGAGCAAGUGUUGUUUUUUAUACUGCAAAGUUUGUGUCUGUCAUAAUUUAUAAUUUUUUAAAAUCUUUUAUUUUAAAAUUGAUAAAAAGCUAAAAAUUUAUUUUUUAACACCAAUAACUACUUUUUAUGACAGUAGUCGCAAGUCGAAACAUUUAAUUCACCGUUCCCAUGAAUAGUGAGAUGCGCAAUGCAUUGUGAUACUUGAAGUCAAGAAAAAAAGCCGAAAUUAAAAAAAAUUGCUUGCGUAUAACAAUUAAAUAACCGUAGCAAUAUAUUGUGGAGAAUAAUCAUGUUUUGUUAUAAAAUAAUUAUCUCCAUGAUCAUAGCUCUUUGUAAACACUUUAUCUCUGUAAUAGAUUAAUCAAGUGUUUUACAAAACAAAGUAGAAAAAGGCUUAUUUGAGGGAAGGAUAGUGAAACGCCAACUUAUAAUGGAUAUUAAUGGAUAUUUUUAACCGGUGUAGGUGCUAUAGCUUUUGGUACAAUCGUUGGAAUAUUGUUCAUGUACGUUUUUUUACCACCUUCAAAAUGAGCAGAGCAUACUCUAUGGCCUGAUGUUGGUUUAAAGUUUUUCCUACUUAUUUUUGAAAGCCAAGUCUUUCUUAAACCUUCAUCUUUUGGAAUGACGUAAAACGACAAUUCUCUGUUUCUUUUUGAGUUGUUGUAACAUAAAGGUACACAACAUGUAAAUCCUCCCCCAGCUGCAGCGUUUGUUGUUGAAGUUCCUGGCAAAUUCCCAAUGUUUGUAGCAUUCUCUACGGUGAAAUCUGUAGAUAAAUUGUCUAAGGAAACUUCGAUGUUGUUUGGUGAAGUAAAGCUUUGAAAAAAGCUGUUUUUAGGUGUUGAACAAGCUGAUAAAAUAUCUGUAUUAAGUGUUUUUUCUCCUGACGCCUCCAUGAUUGUUUAUGUUUUUGACUACAUUUACCACAAUGCAUUGCAAAAACUCUCUUUUACGGGAACGGUGAAUUGCAAAUCUGGAUAAAUUUAUAGAUUGUCUACACAAAAAAAUUAUGAACAACAUUUCGAUAUAUUAAGACUUGUGCACUUUUAACAUUCUUAUUUGGUUUAUUUGGUUCAUUUUAAAAUCCCCUUUUCUUAAUUUCUUGUAAUUCCAGGUCUACACUAGGUAUUGUUAUUAACCAACGCUGCUUAUGUGACCUACAUUGCGUACAGGCCAUUAAGUAUGUUACCAUAGUUUAUGUUAGGAAAUCGAAACUAUCCUGUUAGUUAGUUUUAGUUUUGAUAUUUGUUUCUCUUUGCAAAAAGAUGUCUUUAUAAAGAAACUGGAAAAUCUGAAACGACCAAAUUUGCGACAGUAGCGGAUUCCUUAAAAAAUAAGCACAUUUUUAAUAAAUAAAACAGUCAAAAUAUAUUUGUUUCUUAAACAUAGUGGUACCACAGUGGUGUGUUUUUUGUUUUACUUUAUCUUGAGACAAUAUACUACUGUUGCUUAUGGUACCGUAAAAUCUUGUACGCACAAAAAACUUGUGUAUAUUAGCAGAUUUUGUAGCUAUAUCUUUAAUAUUAUUAAGUGUUUUCAUUUUUCAUUUUUUCAUCGAAUGAAAAGGUUUUUAUUCAAAUCCAACCCCAACCAAUUUCUAUGAUUGAAGUUCAAAAAUGGGAUCAACCUGUCUACGCUUAUUGGUCCUAAAUCGUUUCGAAACUUCCUAAGAAAAGUAUUUUCUAUUUUUUUUUAUUUCUUAAUGUUUUUUUAGUAAAUUUGUAAAUUUUCUUUUUUAAAAAAAAAAAAAAAUUCAAUAUUUGUAUUUUUGUACCGCCACCAUACUACUAACUAAAAUCAAGGUGAAGAACACUGCUCAGCAAGUGGAAAAAGCUGAUUUAGAAAAUUAUCCAUUUAAGAAAUAGUACUAGAAAAGAGACCUUGUUAAUAAUCUUAGAAAAAAAAAACUUCGAAAACUCUCUAUCCAUACUUUCUUUCUUCCUCAUGUUGAAAGCUGCCUCUAAUGAUCAAGUGGAAUUUCCCGAGUACUGGAUUAUAAUCGAUUAGAUUUAUCUUUUAUUUUUAAUUCAUUAUACAUGUUGUUACAAUCCUUAAAAAUUGCAAAUCUUAGAUAAUUUGUCUGAGAAAGUCCUGGAAUUUUGUUUUCGAAAUAUGCUGGCCAUCCUGUCUCAUUGCACUUAAACUUAACCAUUUAGUUAAGUAGAACAAAUGAUUUUUUCUUUAUAAUUGGAGAAAUGCUGGACGAAAAGAAUUACAACUUAAACACGCGACGUAAAUCUAAUACGCUUCUUGCUAUUUUAAUAAUUCCCCGUUCCCUCUAUACGGCUAAUUCGCAAUGCAUUAUGGUAGUUGUAUUCUACAGUUUUCCCUCCCAGAAGCGAGAGUUUGUAAAUAAAUAACAGCAUUCUUUUUAUUGUGGCGAUAAUAACAAAAAGCCGUUAUUGUUUGUGAUAAUUUUCAAAUCUCCUCAAGAAAAUCAUUAUCUCCCUUAUCCAAAACCCGUGUUAUUGAUGUAAACAUUUAAAUAUUGUUAGUUAGUGAGGUUUUAGGAGUGAAAGAAGUCGAAAUGGAAGUAAUAAAUAAGGAUACAGAUUUAGAUAUAAUUUUAAGCUCUACAGAUCUUGGGCCUAGCUUUUCUCAAAGCUCUUGUGUGGUACCAAGACCUGUUUUUAAAGAAUUAACAAAUGCCGAGAGGGACGAAGAAGUGGAGGAAAGAACACACGAAGAUAUAAGUCAAUGGUCAACUGAUCUUGCAGCUAUGCCUUCGAUCACCCAGGAGAAAAUUCACCAAUAUUUAGUUCUUGGAAAUAGCUGUGAUAGCAAGCCGAAGGGUGCUACAAAGCAUAAAAUUCUUGGAUACCAACUAUUCAAGGAGAGCUACGUGAAGAAAGUGAGAGUUAAAAGUAAUGUUAUGGCUGAAAAAUUAACUUUUCUUGUGAAAUGUUUUGUAGCUGCUUCCAUGAAAAGAGAAAAAUAUUCUGUUUAUGUCCACCUGUGUCAAAGAAGUGGUGAUAUUUUGUAUGCGAAAUGUUUAUGUAAAGCUGGAGCAGGAGGAUGCUGUAAGCAUGUCGCAGCAGUUCUAUUUCAAUUGGUUGAAUACAAACAGUUGGACUUAAAAAUUGUCGUAUAUACCACUAUCUUUUGUUAUUCGUUUAUCCGAAAAGCGUCCACCAUACAAAUCAGAGACAAAUGUCACUGAUCCAUCAGGAGCUAUUCCGACUAAUCCUUUUGCUGUAUUAUGGUGUUUGUAAUUUGAAAAGGUACUGGACUGUGUGCGAUAUGACGUAGGCAUUUCCACAAAUACUUCUGUACAAUCUAAUAUGACACGGGUAUUUGGGUAACUUUUUUGAAAACAUUUCGGCAUUCUAUUUUGUACUGUUUCUUUUGAAGCCCAUAUUGGAAGCAUACGGAAUUGUGAAUGUAAAAAAUCUGUCCAUGUAAUCAAUAUUCUGCUUAUGUGACUUGUCGACAUAUUAAAUCGAACAGCCAUAUCUUCUAACAAAAGUCCACAUCGAAUUCGAACCAGUAUCAUAAAGAAUUCUUCUUCUGCGCUCAAUGAUCGUGAUCGGCCUCGUUUUGUAGAGUUUAUAUUUUUUGUAUUUUCAGUGUUAGUAUUUGAACCCCAAUAUAUUAGUUUAUUUGCAGCUGGUUGUAAAUAUUCUAAAACUGCUUUGAAUAAUUUAUAAGAUUCGAAUCCGGUAUAAAA
This is a messenger RNA of Hydractinia symbiolongicarpus, 8487 nucleotides long. RefSeq names its product transient receptor potential cation channel subfamily M member 1-like. The coding region runs from base 374 to 4660 and encodes 1428 amino acids. Gene Ontology annotation, cellular component: membrane. Gene Ontology annotation, molecular function: monoatomic cation channel activity. Lineage: Eukaryota; Metazoa; Cnidaria; Hydrozoa; Anthoathecata; Hydractiniidae. Gene Ontology annotation, biological process: monoatomic cation transmembrane transport. The record is from RefSeq and is a predicted model, not a curated record. The transcript is spliced from 31 exons.